Messenger RNA from Vitrella brassicaformis, 1793 nucleotides. Lineage: Eukaryota; Vitrellaceae. The record is from the annotation of a GenBank genome assembly.
GCCGCAACUGUGUAGCGGCCCCGUUUCACCCUUCGAGCAGCCGCUACUCAUCGCCCUCUCUCCGGCCCUCUCUGCACCAGAGGAUCAUCUGUCCGCGACCAGGGCCGGGAUUUCCAUGACGGGCUCCGCUAGUGGCACGAGAUCAUGAGUGAGGCGGGCGGCGUCAGGACCAUUGAUAACGCACGGGGCGUGAUCGAUGUGCACAAGCAACAAAUAUGGCUGUGUCUGUCUUUGUAUGUAUAUAGUGUGUGUAAAGGUUGACGUGGUGAUAGUGCGCUGCGCUGGUCAAUGUCGCCGGUGUGGCGGAGUCUUCGAGGCCAGCUCGAUUGUAAGGCAGCCGGACAGCCAGACACACAGCAUCCAUCCAGCCAUUCCUCCCCUCAUAUCAGGUGAAGCUUCAUUGCUCGGGUGCUGCCGAGGCCUUCUUCCCCCGCACCAGUCGUCACAGCUUCGGCAUACAGUACACUAUGCCGGUAAGCACCACGACCACAACACAGAUCAGGAGAGAGAGAAAGACGCGCACACACAUGUCUGUAUGUGACCAUCGAUCUCGAUCAGGUCUGCCGGACCGUGCCCACGCCUGUCGCAUCUCUCCGACCCCACAGCAGGUGCUCCACCACACCCCAUCAUCAUAACACAGCCCGACGAAUGUCUGUCGCUGUCCCCCUCUCUCGCUCAUGCACACAGAGGCCGUAUGAGCGCGCGAGGGGCUACGCGUCCAACCUCAAUAUGACCAUCUCAUCGGAGCUCUCACUCGACGGCGCCAUCCAACCACAGACAACAAAACCGCGUCGCAAAUCGCCGACUUCCUCUGCAGCGCCGCUGAAAGCGGCGACGUGCAGGCGGUGUUCGCCUGCGUCACAGCCGAUGGCGGCGAGGCGUUCGCCGAGGCCGUCAUCGAAGCCAAACAGGACUUCGACACUGUGGCUGUGGUCAGUCAGGGGAGGAGGGACACGACAGCCAGCCUCAACGCUCACAUGUGGGUGUCUGUGUUUGGUUUUGCGUGCAGUCGCACUGUGAGAAUGUCCACAUCGCGCCUCCAUUGGGAUAGCACAGAGCUCAUGGAGAGGAAAUGACCAAGUCGUUCCACAGACGCCCCGCGGCCGCCCAGCUGCAGCUGACUAUGUGAAAUGGUCCAUGGAUUAGGUUCCUUGCUGAGUGUGGUGCCUCUUCUGUGACUCGGUGAGCUCGUACGGUCAAAACCUGGGCAGCAAGGGGCUGGCCGAGGGAGAGGUGCAGCAGCAGAUAAAGAGAAUGAGACGACAGGGGGAACAAGACGUGGACGUCUCCGAGAGGUGAGCCAGGGAGUGACCAGACACACACCCGACACCACACGGCACACCACAUGGACAUUCAUGCUCACGUUCCUUUCCUGGCUCUGUGUGCAGGCGUCGGUCGUAUCACAGGAUCACCGCCACCAACGCGCUGGGCACCGUCACUGCAGAGGAGAUGGAGGUCAGCGAAACACCCCACACAUGUGGACUUGGCUGACAUCGAUGCCCGUGUGUGUCACGCUCCCUCGCUCUCGGCCCUCCUCUCUGUGUGUGUGUUGGUAUGUUCCCUCAGGCGUACAGUCGCAGCCGCGUGCACCCCGACGACCCCAUCAAGGGGUUUCUCAAGCGAUGUGUGUGGCAAUAGGCGGCUGUCGUCCUGUCUGCCUGUGUGCGGCCGGGUUGUCGAGUAGGUCGGUGAAUGGUGUGUGUGGUCUGCCGUCGUGAAUGGUGCUCGUAUCGACUCUUGAUGCGGGGUUUUUUACGAUUGUGACUGGGUGGACAGCACUCCAUGACAUGAAG